Molecule: messenger RNA, 4714 nt
Organism: Ictidomys tridecemlineatus (thirteen-lined ground squirrel)
Lineage: Eukaryota; Metazoa; Chordata; Mammalia; Rodentia; Sciuridae
Source: RefSeq, a predicted model, not a curated record
AAAAAAAAAACCAAAUUUCCCAUAAUAUGAAAGAAAAAAGAUAUUUGGAAGUCAGAUGAUAUUCUAAACUUUGUUCUCUUAUACAUAACAAUUUCCAUUUUGUGGCAAUAUCCUUCAUAUUAUAUAAACAGAAAUGGUAUGAAAAAAAAAAGUACCUGGGAAUGCAGGUAUGCUAUUCAGCCACAUCAUUAUUGUUAGGCAGUAUUUAAAUCUUUGUUCUGCUCAAACCAAAUACAUGCCUGAUAGUAGAGUUGGCCUUUUCUUGUUUUAAAAACAUUUUUAGUUGUAGAUGGACACAAUACUUUUAUUUUGCUUAUUUAUUUUUUUGUGGUGCUGAGGAUUGAACCUGGUGCCUCAUAUAUGUGAGCUACAACUCCAGAUCUAGAGGUGGCCUUUCUUGAAAUCUUUAAGAUUCUUCUCUUUUCCAGCUCUCUGGAGAGGAGUUUCCCUUCCCUCAUGGAGCAGCCAUGUGCUCAGCACUGAUGGAAGUCUAUUUCUCUUUCUUCUUUUUUAAACUCUUUCAUAAUUCUAAACAACCAGUGUUCCUGUUCCUCAACCGCUCACUGACUCUUGAGUUGGAAUUCAGAACUUGCUCUCUGUUCCCCUUUCUCAUUGUGCAGCUGCACAAUUGUUGAUUCAGUUCAUUGUAGGGAGUAGCCAGUAUGUGCUAACUACAAAACUUCCCAUUCUUCAAAACAUAAAUAUAUAAAUAUGCAUGGAAAAUCUCCCACUCUUCACUCUAUAUAAAUAUGUAUGAAAUAUCCUAUCUAUUCCACUCAAGAAAUAUUUGUCUUUGAUUUAUGCAUGUGUUCUAGUCUGAUCACAUUGUCCAUGGAAUAACUGGAAAUGCAAUGCAUUUUUUUUCAAGCAGAGACCAGUUUACCUUACCCCAUGUUUUAAAAUGGUUGUGAUUUCUCACUCUGCUCUAAAGUGCCACUCUAUGCCAGCUUAUGGAAAACUCCUUUCCUUUUGGCUAUUUGUUUUCUACUAAUACUAGGCUGCUUUGAAUAUUAGGUUUGAAAGUCCUUAAUGUAUGUGAGGCAAGCCAUCACCCUCUUUUCAGAAGACUUUGGUCAUUAUUAGGCAUUUGUUAUUCUUUUAGGUUAUUAAAAGCAGUUUUUGUUGAUUACUGAAGAGUAUGUUUUAAAGAUUUAUGUUUUAUGAGGUAUGAUUUGGAAGAGGUGAUAUCAAAUUGGUUAUAUUGAGUUUUUUCUAAGAACAUGUGUCAUCUAAACACUGAUAUAAUUCUGGUGACAAUGCUAAUAUAAAUUUAAAAAUUGUUCUGUUAGGAUCGUUACAUAAUGAUAAUUUUUCAUAGUACUUUAUUAAAUUUAGCUGAUGUUAAGUGCUUGCAAGUUCCCAAAUGAUCUCUUUUGGUGUAAAUACAUAGGAAGAGUUCAAUUUCCCAAUGGACAAGUUGUUAAAACAUGCAUGAAAUAGUGUCUACCAGGUAAUAAGCUUGAAAGACUCAGUACACAGUGGGGUCUAAUCCUCUAGGUACCACAGUGAGCAUGGAACAAAUAGACAUUCAGAAGGAAAACAGGAGUUCAGAAAGGACUAUAGUGUUUACAUAAAUCAUGUAGUCACAGUGAAGCACUUUUAUAAUUUAUGUUGGUGAACUACUUCAAGUUCCAAGUUCCCUGAUACUAGCAAAAUUUGAACUAUGUGAGCAGACUUAGGACUGCUAAUGUUAACUUUUUGUUAUGACAGAAACCAGUUCUACAAAGACAAGUUAGGGUGAUCUAGCAGCACUUCUUACUCCCUGAGCCCACUAAUGAGAGGAUGUUCCAACUGUGCUGUUCUCUCUCUGAAUAGCUCAAUUCUAGAAUUAGAACUUCUAUGUGGAAGGGAGUAUCAUCUAUGGACAAGAAUUCUCAUGACCAAGACAUGGAGUAUAUGUUUGGAAACCAUAGAAUCAUGUGAACCUUUUAUGAAUUGAGUGUAGAUCCUGUGUUGUCAGUUGGACUCAUUCUCUUGUACAUGUAUGUGGAAUAUUUUAGGAUUCAGUGGCUUUUCAGGAUGUAGCUGUGGACUUUACCCAAGAGGAAUGGGCUUUGCUAGAUCCUUCCCAGAAGAAUCUCUACAGGGAUGUAAUGCUGGAAACUUUCAGGAACCUGGCUUCUGUGGGAAACAAAUGGAAAGAUCAGAACAUUGAAGAUCAGUACAAAAAUUAUGGGAGAAAUUUGAGAAGUUAUGUGGUAGAGAGACUCUGUGAAAGUGAAGAAGGUGGACAGUGUGGAGAAACCUUCACCCAGGCUUUAAAUCUUAAUCAGAGCAAGAAAAUUCCUGCUGGAGUAAAACCAUGUAAAUGCAGUGUGUGUGGAAAAGUUUUCCUGUGUCAUUCAUCCCUUAAGGGGCACCUGAAAUCUCACUCCAGAUACAAGGCACUUGAGUGUGAGGAAUAUGGAGAGAAGCCAUAUAAAUGUGAACAGUGUGGGAAAGCCUUCAUUUCUCUCAGAAGUGUUGGAAGACAUAAGGUGACCCACAGGAUAAAAGGCUCUUAUACUUGUGAGUUGUGUUUGAAAGUCUUUGAUUCCCCCAGUUCAUUUCAAAUACAUCAACAAACUCACACUGGAGCCAAACCCUCUGAUGACAAUCGGUGUGGGAAGACCUUUCUUUGUUCUAAUUCAUUUCAAAUACCUGGCAGAAUUCACAGUAUAAAAAAAUCUUACGAAUGCAAACAAUGUGAUAAAACUCUGAGUUGUUCCAGUUCCCUUCAUAGACAUGGACGAUCUCAUAAUGAAGAAAAUCCCUAUAAAUGUAAACAAUGUAGUAAAGUUCUUAGUUCUUUCAAUUCUCUUGCAAUACAUGAAAGAACUCACAGUGAAGCAAAAACCUACAAUUGUAAACAAUGUGGUAAAGUACUCAGUUCUUCCAGUUCUCUUAGAGUACAUGAAAGAACUCAUGCUGAAGACAAGUCCUUUGAGCGUAAACAAUGUGAUAAAGCUCUCAGAAGUCACAGUUACCUUCAAGAACAUGAAAGAACUCACAUUGAAGGAAAACUCAAUGAACGUGAACAGUGUGGUAAAGAACUGAGUUGUCCCAGUUCCCUUCAACUUCAUGAAAGUGUUCAUAGUGUAGAAAAACCCUGUGUAUGUAAACAAUGUGGUAAAGCCUUCCGAUAUCAAAGUUCCCUUCUACGGCAUGAAAGAGCUCACACUGGAGAGAAACCCUAUGAAUGUAAACAGUGUGGUAAGGCCUUCACUCGCAACAGUAACCUUCGAGAACAUGAAAGAACUCACAAGGAAUCAAAACCAUACCAAUGUAAGCAUUGUGGUAAAGCUCUCAGUUCCUCCACCUCCCUUCGAUCUCAUGCAAGAACUCAUAACAGAGAACAGUCCUAUCAGUGUAAACAAUGUGGUAAAGCGUUCAGGUUUCCCAGUUCCCUUAAAGUGCAUGAAAGAAUUCAUAGUGGAUACAAACCCUAUGAAUGCAAACAAUGUGGUAAAGCAUUCAGACAUCAUAGCUACCUUCAAGAACAUGAAAGAAUUCAUACUGAAGAAAAACCCUAUGAGUGUAAACAGUGUGGUAAAGUGCUCAGUUGUUCUAGUUCCCUUCAAUAUCAUGAAAGAACUCACACUGGAGAAAAACCCUAUGAAUGUAAGCACUGUGGUAAAACUCUUCGUUGUUCUAGUGCUCUUCGAUAUCAUGAAAGAAUACAUACUGGAGAAAACCCCUAUGAAUGUAAACAAUGUGGUAAAGCUUUCACUAUUUCCAAUUCCCUUCGAUAUCAUGAAAGAAUUCAUACUGGAGAAAACCCCUAUGAAUGCAAACAGUGUGGUAAAGCAUUCAGAUUUCCCAGUUCCCUUAAAAUGCAUGAAAGAACUCAUACUGUAUGUAAACCCUAUAAAUGUAAACAAUGUGGUAAAGCCUUCAGAUGUCACAACUACCUUCAAGAACAUGAAAGAAUUCAUACUGAAGGAAAACCCUAUGAAUGUAAACAGUGUGGUAAAGUGCUCAGUUGUUCUAGUUCCCUUCAAUAUCAUGAAAGAGCUCAUACUGGAGAAAAAUCCUAUGAAUGUAAACAAUGUGGGAAAGCUUCAGUAGUUCCAGUUCCCUUCGAUAUCAUGAAAGAAAUCACCCUGGAGAAAGACGCUAUGAAUGUAAACAAUGUGGUAAAGCUCUCAGUAGUUCCAAUUCCCUUCGUUGCCAUGAAAGAAUUCAUACUGGAGAAACACCCUGUGAAUGUAAACUGUGUGGCAAAGCCUUCAGAUUUCACAGUUCCCUUCAAAGUCAUGCAAAAACCCAUACUCGAGAAAAAAUGUAAAUGUGGUUAAAGCUGUCAGACUUUAAUUCCCUUCAAAUGCAUGAACAACUCAAUGGAGGAAAAUACCAUAACUAUUAAAAACUGGUGAAGACUUCAGUUUUUCCAGUUCUCUUUGAAAACUGGAGGAAAGCCCUAUGAAUGUAAGAAAUGUGUUAAGUAGUCAUUUGUUUCAGGUCCAUUUGAAGACAUGAAAAAACUUGUUUUGGAGAAAAUUCCUAUAAAUGUGUGGAAUGUAAGAAUAUCCUCAUUUCUCUGACAUCCAUUCAAGGACACAUUAUAAUGCAUGCUGGAAAUAGACCUUAUACAUAUAAGCAUGCAUUCUCUAUUGAAACCCCCAGUAGUUGGCACAUAAACUUUUUUUUGGUUUUGUUGGGUACUGGGGAUUAAACCCAUGGGUGAUUAACUACUGAGCAACAUCCCUAGUCCUAGUCUCACUAAGUUGCUUAG